Cataglyphis hispanica is the source of this 10279-nucleotide messenger RNA. It is a transcript of the gene ash1, whose product is annotated as histone-lysine N-methyltransferase ash1. The transcript is spliced from 14 exons. Gene Ontology annotation, molecular function: DNA binding; protein binding; histone methyltransferase activity. Gene Ontology annotation, cellular component: nucleus. NCBI's taxonomy places the organism in Eukaryota, Metazoa, Arthropoda, Insecta, Hymenoptera, Formicidae. The record is from RefSeq and is a predicted model, not a curated record. Bases 672 to 7187 code for a protein of 2171 amino acids.
CCGGGGGGAGAAUCGGCGGAGGAGAGUCCUCGGCAACGUGCGUCUCGGCCGCCGGCGCGACUGUCGCCGUGCGUAAACCGCGCGGGUGAGCCCUUUCGCGCACUUGAAGUGCCCUGAUACGAGCCGGGAGAGACGGCGCAACGAGUUAACAACCGUCACCGUGAAACGCCAUUUUGUGAUCGCGUUGUGAUCGAGGGGGGACGUAAACAUCGGACUUUCCAAUUGUAUUCGUCGCGGCGGGAAGGCGACCCCGUCAUCGCGCGAGCGAUUCCCACGCGCUCCGACGACACCGUCGUCGCCUUCCUGGCGAUCGUCGCGACGCGACAUCGCCUGAUAUCGGAGCUGGCGCGGCGACAUUUCGCGCCAAAUCGCGACGUUUCGAGAGACGCACAUCUGGCGCACGAAGAGAGGAAACAGCUGUCGUUUUCGUCGUCGCCGAUUCGUACGCGACAAUAUCGGCGUGUCCACCAGGCCAGUGCAACGAAAUCAUUAAACUGGCUAAAUUUGCCUGCCUUGAGAAAAAUGACAUUAGUGAUUAUUCGCAAAUGAAUAUUCUAUAAACCAAGGCUCGAAGAUAUGCUUUUUGUUAUUGUAAAAAGGCUUGAUGAGUGAACAAAAGUAUAAGGAAUGGUAUUCUAUUGGAUCCAGCUGGAUGUCAGAUAAGCUGAAAAAUGUCUGGUGAUUCAGGAUGGAACGCCGUUAUUCAUCAUCCCUCAGAUUUAGAAUUACAAAAUUGGAAUUGGGAGGAAAACGAUGGGGAGCAAGAGAAAGAGCUCCCUUCAACCGUUGAUAUGGAUGCCAUAAAGGGUGGUGGUAGCUGGGAUCCUACUACUGAACCUAAUGGAACAGAUUCGGUCGAUUCUGAAGAAGACUCUGAUUCUGACGACGAAAGUUCUGGUGGAAGCGAAGGCAGUUGUUCUUAUUCAGAUUCUAAUUCAGAGUCAGACGACGAAAGUAGCGGUGACGAAGAAGAGGAUAGUGGAUCUAAUUCGGACUGUUCUUCCGAACACAGUGAACAAACGUUUUCCAUUCAAGAAACCAAUUUUGAACAAGGAGCAUUGAAAUUAAAAAUCACUAUGAAAGGCCCAAAAAAGGAAGAUUCCGAGAAAAUUAAAUGUGAAAAAAACAAGAAAAACGUUACAAAGAAACUUAAAACCAAUCACGGAAAUAAGUCCUCAGAAUGUAGUAGCGAAGAUUCGGACUCAUCUGCGGGACACGUGGCGUCGCAACAGACGCAGCAGCAACAGUCGCAGCAUCGUACAUCGCUACAAGAAAUUAAUCAAGAAGAUUUGACUGCGAUCGUACCUUCACACGAGCAGGAGGACGCGCCGUUCGACGGAUUUGAAGAUUCUGAGAGCGGUCGAUUAGUGUCAAAAGCGAUUGAACGCAUGUCGCUCGGCGCAGACUCGGAUACUAGUGAGAACGGCGAUCAGAUUCCCGUGCCUGUGUACAGUUCUACUUUGUUGCAGCAGUUUGUCGAAAAGACUGCCAUGCUAUCGGAGCCGCGAAAGAGACGCAGCAAGUGCAGCGGUAAAAAAUUAAACAACGACAAUGAGUAUCCAUGCGUGUCGAAUGUGUCGCCUGAUUCUGGCAUUCAAUCGGUCGACAACAGUCCAUUACAUUUGGCAGUUAGUCCUGUCAGUCCUCCAGCGCCUACCCAAUCACCGAUUCAACCGCCGGUCACUACUAAACCGGUGGUAAAUGUUGACCGCGUAUUGUACCCUCCGAAACGGAAACCUGGUAGGCCAGCGAAAGCAGUAUCCGCUCAACCGCGUGGACCCGGCAGGCCGCGUCUAAGGCCGGAGAUCGUCGAGAAGAUUCAAAAGAUUGAAAAAUCGGAAAAAGACAAAAAUGAGUCUUCGAAAACUGUAAAAAAUUCUGAUUCUCGAUUAACGGAGAAGAAGCAAGCAAUUACGAAAGAAUCGACUUUGAAGAGCGCCAAAGAAGAUGCGUCUUUGGCCAGGAAACGAGGUAACGCAAAACCGAUUGCAUCAAGAGAUGCAAAAGAGGACGUAUCUCCUGCGAGUAAAAGAAUAAAAGGUAAACAACCAACAACGUAUCAGAAGAAACGUUACAGUAAUCCGGUGAAGCUUUCGCAGGAGAGAACGAUGAUCAAGAAGACAGGAACGACGAAUUCCCCGAUGAGAGUAAAGUGCCUAAGCAGAUCUACCGCAAGCAAACUUGUGCCGCAAUGCGAUGGUAGGAGUUGUCGGAAAGUCAGACAAGAUAGAACGUGUGUACCUAACAAGACCACGGUUCCGUUGACGCGACAAAAAACGUGUGAACAUCAAGUUUCCAAAGAUCAAAAGAGUACCGGUAAGAGAACGGGUUCGAAGGAGAACAGGAAUAAUGCAGCGGCUGUUGUAUCUAAGAAGCAGAAUCUAGUGAAGAAAGUCGCACCACCGGUUGGCAGGCGUGUUUUAAAGGAAAACAAAUGUAACAAGAAAACAACCGUGGCGAAUCAUGAGACCAAUGGCGUGGGCGUGCAGACGUUAAUCUCGCUACCAGUCGGCGACAUAUUAAAGGCCGAAAUAAUGAAGCACGUAUCUAACAAGUGCGAUAAAGCAAUGCAGCCGAUGCAGCACAAUCAUUGCCACAAGCGUCAUCAUCACAAGCAUCAUAAGAAACUGUUGACACCACCAGAGAAACCUAUACGUAUUAUCGAUUCGUGCAUCCUUCACGAGUUGGAGAAGCUGAUUGAUGAGUUUGCAAGAUCGUGUAGCUUGGGCAGAAACAACACUACUGCCAAUCAUUCAGAGCUACCGCAAAUUUUUCGCGUAAAGAAAAUCACGAAAAAGAGGAAAGGCGGUGACGUUAACACGAGUGAGGAUCAGAAAUUGAAACGGCGUCUAAAGAAAGAAAAAGUAUUGACGAAUGCUGAUUCCAAGAGCAGCGCAAACACUAGCACAAGUUCCAAUCCGAAUGAGCAGCGGCUGCCGCUGAAGAAACGCCACUAUCACAUAUCGAGUCCGCAUAGCUCGCAGAGUUCGAACGCGAGCUGCACGGAUGCAAAUGUGAAUGAAUCCAAUUCCACAGAGAGCCACAUAGAAGAAGCGAUUGAGGCCACUAUUACGAGAUAUGGCGGUGGCGGCAGCUCAACGUCCUCCAUUCAUGAUGAAGAGGCCAUGCCAGUAACGCCCAAGAAGAGACCGAGGGACGCUGAGAGUACGGUAUCUGAGAAGCAGGGUGAAGACGAAGAUAAAUCCAUUGUCCAGUUGGAAGUUCAACCACGUCGGAAGAAGAAAAUCGUUAAGGAUCUUCGUGUUACUGUUACGAAAUUGCCGUCUGAAAAUCACGGCAUUCUUGACAAGGUAAUGGAAAAGAGUUCCAAAGCUACCACGGAAAAAUCUAGUAAAUUAGAAAAGAUAGUAGUGGCGGAAAAAUCAAUCAAGGCCGAUAAAACACAAUCGGACGACAAGCUAGACCUUGAACAUAUUCGUAUGGAAAAGACUAUAAAGGUCGACUCGGAGACACACGAAUCUGCGAUGUUCGAUGAUGGUGACACUAUCACGGAAAGCAAAGCACAAAUCGGUAAUUCGAGCGUGCCAAAUCUCAUGAAUAAUACCGCAGCAAUGAUUCUCACGAAGAAGAAAAUACGAAGACGAAAAGCCAUUAAUCGCACGGGCUUUCCUACUCUAAAGAAAAAGAAGAAGAAGCUUACUGUUAACUCUUCCGGGAUGACUAAAACGACUGCACCAGUUGGCGCUAACGAGAUACGUAAGGAUCAAAACAUAUCCGAAGAUGUGGAGGACAAUAAGAUGUCUUUAGAAAAAGAAACCCGGGAUGUUUUAAUGGAGAACAAUGAUAAUAGAGAGCACGUCGUAAGAGGUGAUGUGAAAAACGUGGACAAUUCCAGUAUGGUGCAAGAGACAUCCAGUCGAAGUGGUUCGGACGAAGUAAUUGAAUCUUGUCCCGGUCAGCUACGAGUUCGCAAAGAUCUCGUAGAGUCUGAUAGCAGUGUAUUAUCUGAAAAGCUAUAUCCGGGUCUAAUCAAAUACGAAAAGAUACCGGACUGUCGUAUCUAUGACGAGAAUGCAUCGCUGGAAGAAUCCCUCGAGCGUUAUAAUCAAAGCCAACGUAUCGCGGAGCUGAACGAAGAAAACCUAAGGAAAUUGGAACGCGUAAAUGCUCAGGCGGCGGCGAAUGUCAAAAUGGAAUUGUCUGGUUGCUUCAACAAUAAUCACAAAAGAAGAAGAGGCUCGAUCAGUCCUUCCAAUCUCUACGGUAGGAGCGCAAAGAGAUUGAGGAGCGCAGGCUACGAUACGGAAAGCGAGGCACCACCCAGCAGCGACGUAGCCAGCGAGGAUCAAGAGAUUAACAGAAAGCCCGCAGGACUUUCCGUACACAAUCGAAAGAAACAGUCGAAAUGGAAGAAACGAUACUUACAGGCUAGCAAUAUAUUCUCCGAGUACAAGAAGGAUCUUGAGUCUAAAAAACUUGCCAGUGCCGAUGCCAAAAGGAAGAUUAUUAUCUGCCCCACUGGCGAGCAUUAUACCGCUGCCGAGCAAUUGCCAAACAUUAUACCGACCGGGAAACUCUUACGCCAGAAGAAGACACAGUUGCAACUGCAAUACGAUUUAUUGUGGUUGCACGCUCAAUCAAGGCUACCUGGUCGGAAUUUGGUGCCAUCGUGGAAUUACAAAAAAAUUCGGACAAACAUUUAUUACGAUGUUAAGCCGACUACUCUCUAUGAGGCGCAAGCGUGUGAAUGCAAACCGGAGAGCGGUUGCGGAGACGAUUGUAUUAAUCGCAUGGUAUUUAGCGAAUGUUCGCCGCAAUUAUGCCCUUGUGGUGAAAAAUGCGAGAAUCAAAAGAUUCAAAAGCACGAGUGGUCGCCGGGAUUGCAAAGAUUUAUGACAGAGGAUAAGGGAUGGGGUGUAAGGACCCAGCAAGCCAUCAAAUCUGGAGAUUUUAUCCUCGAGUACGUGGGCGAAGUCGUAUCAGAAAGGGAAUUUAAAUCGAGAAUGGCGACCAGGUAUGCCAAUGACACACAUCAUUAUUGCUUGCAUCUGGACGGUGGUCUGGUGAUCGAUGGUCAUCGUAUGGGCGGUGACGGGAGAUUCGUAAAUCAUUCGUGCGAGCCCAAUUGCGAGAUGCAGAAAUGGAGCGUUCUCGGGCUACCGCGUAUGGCACUAUUCGCAUCGCGAAACAUCAAGCCGGGGGAGGAAUUAACGUAUGAUUACAAUUUUGCGCUUUUCAAUCCGUCGGAAGGACAGCAAUGUAGAUGCGGUAGUAGUGCCUGUAGAGGUGUUAUAGGUGGAAAGAGUCAAAGAGUGGCUAGAAGUGUUCCAUCUUUACCAUCAUCUCAAGUAGAGUCUAUUGAAAGAAGAUCAGUUGGCAGACCGCGGAAGAACAUUCGGAAAUCGAAUGCGGUACAAUCGGCCAAUUCCAAGAACAUUUGCAAAUCUCGCAAAGUGGGAGAUCCGACGUUAACGCAUAAUACACCACAAUUGAAACCGAUGUCUUACCAGCAGCGAUGCUUUGCGCGCGAACAUCACUGCUUCCUGCUGAGAAAUCUGGAAAAAGUACGACGGCUUAAAUCGGCGUCGGUACAGCAAAUUCAGGUGCAGAAUGGAAAAACAAAGAUUGGUAAUGCGAAUAUCGCGAAAGAGAAAAGUUCCGGAGAUUCGAAGGCACAAUCUGACGCGUUCUUCUCGCAAUUGACCGCAUUAACGAACACUAACGCGCGAACCGUACGAACUCGUAGGCUUGCGCAGGCGCAGGACGAUCCGGAGGUACAUAAGACUGCAAAACUAGCUAAGGUACUGAAAGAUUUAUACACAAUCGUUGCAACGGCGAAUGACGAAAAUGGUCAGCCAUUGUGUACACCAUUCAUAAAUUUACCCCCUAAGAGAAAAUUGUCCGAUUAUUAUGAAAAGAUAACAGAACCCAUUGAUCUGAGCACAAUAGAUCAGUGUAUUGGCACUGGUCAUUACAAGACUGCGGAGCACUUUGAUCACGAUAUGAUAAGGCUCUUUGACAACAAUGUGAGAUUCUUUGGUAGAACAUCUGAGAUAGGAAUCGCUGCAGCCAGACUCCGGAAACUAUACCUGAGCAGUAAACCCGAUUUCGUGGAUGCUAUAACGGAGGCGAUGGGGUCUCCGCCAUCUCAGAGCUUCCUGCCACCUCGUGGAUCCACGGCCGGAGAAGAAGAUGUGAUUAGAUGCAUUUGCGGAUUACACAGAGAUGAAGGUUUAAUGAUCCAGUGCGAGCGUUGUCUCGUUUGGCAACAUUGCGACUGCGUUAAAGCUGACACGAGCAUCGAGUCUUAUCUAUGCGAGAGAUGCCAACCGCGCGAAGUUGAUCUGGAAAUACCAUUAGAGGGUGAGGAGGAAGAAGAAGGCAAAAAGCACUAUGUGACAUUGUUGCGGGGCGAUUUACAGCUUCGACAGGGCGACACGGUGUAUGUUUUAAGGGACACUCCCGACAAACAUACAUAUAAAACUAUACAAAAGCCCGAUUACGAGCAGAUGGAUAUUUUUAGGAUUGAACGUCUGUGGAAGAAUAACGAGGGCGAGAGGUUUGUUUUUGGACAUCAUUAUCUUAGACCUCAUGAAACGUAUCACGAGCCAACGCGCAAAUUCUACGUGAACGAAGUCGUGUGCGCCCCGUUAUAUGAGGCUGUUCCUUGUGAUCUUGUGGCUGAGCGAUGUUGGGUGUUGGAUCCACAUACUUUCUGUAAAGGACGUCCAGUCGGUUCGACUCCUGAACAUACUUAUGUUUGCGAGUAUCGUGUGGAUCGCGCAGCGCGGCUUUUCACGAAGGUGGCUAGAGCCAGGCAUGCUGUAUGCACGAAACCUUAUGCAUUUGAAACCUUCCCGCAACGUAUAAAGCAUUAUCGUACCUAUCUGCCUCAUAGUCUAGAUGGAAUCAAAAUGUCCAAGGACAAGAAGAAGAAUAACAAUCAAGAAAUAGACGGAAAUCAAAAGUUGGAAUCCGAUAAUAUCAAAAUACAUAGUAAAGAACACAAGUGCGGUAAUAGGACAAGACGAAGAUCGGGCGAGAUCCUGACAGUCGCAUCGCCUAUAACAUCAUACGCUCAGAGGGAAGAACAGAGGAAGAGAUUAAAUAGUAUUCUAUUGAAUCUACUGCAGAGAAUGCCGAACAAGAAAGAUCCAUUAGAUCUGUCAUUCCUUCUAGAGAGGAAUAGGCGAAACCGGAAGAGACCCGGCGGGCUUAAUCCGUGACAGUGGGUAAUAUCACAACGAUAAUAUCGUGUAUUGUAUAUAUAAGUUAUAAUUUAUAGAAUUACACUACAAAUCUCAGUCAGAUUAAUAGGCUAAAUGGUUUCAAUCGCGUUCUGAACUUGAUUCUAUAAAUAUUAUAUAUACCAUGUAUCAUUGUACAUUUACCUCCUCGUUCUUCACACCUCUCUCCUCAACGAGGAGAAUGAGAGGGGAUAAUCUUUCUUCUUCGUACAGCCCGUCCAUUGAUGUAAUUUAUAUCGAUAUCCGUAAUCAGGAAUAAUGUUUAUUUAAACGAGACAAUUAUUAUCGUCAAUCGAUAUUUUUUUUAAUUUUUUUUUCAUGUGUCUCAUUAUAGAUGAUUAGAUUUUAAAAUCUAUUUCUCUUUUUGUAUUUACUCUCAGUUUUUUAAUAGUGAGAACAUACUCUUGAUUUAUAACAGCAUCCGCAAAAAUCAUGUCAUAAGCAAUUUGUAUUGUAGGUAUUUUAAACUAGGUGGAUUAUAAUCAUUUUACUAUAAUUAGAAUAUUCAAUAGAGAGCCGAUAAAAUAAUGAAUUAUUUUGACAGUUGGGCUAUUGCACUAAUCUAAUGAAUUUGAAUAUAUAUAAUAGUAAAUUUCGCGGAUUUGUAUAGAAAAUCAUUUGUACAUUCUUUUCAUAGAGUUAGCAUAGCUAAAUGUGUACAAAUUAGAUGGUGGUCGAAAGAAUAGAUGCUACAUCGAUGUGAAUGCGGGCAGAAUCAUGUGUGGGAAUUGCAAAUAUUUGAGCGUGUGUAUUUACAUAUAUACGGUUUAUAAUGCUUUAUUGCACAUAAGUAAUAUUAUAUUUUUCAUAAUCUCGAUGCAUUAUUUGAAUCAAGCGUGUAAUAUACUUUCUUCACUUUACUGAGAAGAAUUUUUAUUAUAAUGUAUUUAAUUUAUUGAUAUAUAUUGAGAGAAUAAUGGACCGCGCGAUGAAUAAGUCGCACUAAUUCCAAAAUUGUACAUAUAUAUUCAGGACUUUGUAUUUAUUAUUGCAUUACACAGUAUGGUAAAUAUAUAUUAUAUUGUGAUGCGAACACACGUUUGAUAUGAAAAUUAAUUUUUUUCUUUUUUUGAAAUUUAUUUUUUUCUUUUUUGUAGACUAAAUAUAUACAUGUAGACAAUUAUAUAUACGUAUUAUGAAACAACCUUUGGUAGGCUUACAAAAUAAAAUAAGAAAUAGAAAACACUUUUUAUUAUACACAACGGUUACUUGUUACAAUAGCGACUUCGUCGAAAAGUAUACGUGUAACUUUCGUGUAUAAUAAAAUGUGUUUUUUUUUUGCUUUUUAUUUUGCAAACUUACUGGAAGUUUAUUUUCAAAUAAUCUUCGUACGUAUAUUACGCGUAUAUUAUUUUUGUGGAAACAUUUUGUUAUUAUAUCUUUUGUUAUUACGUUUUUAUAUUUAUAUAAGACAAAAAGUGUAUCAAAAAUAUUAUUAAUAUAUUAGUAUAUUUUUUCCCAUGAAUUUAACACAUAUGAGAAAUAUAUGUUAUUUAAACUAAUUUUUUUUGCAGUAAACGCAUUUGUUUAUCUGUAUGUAUUCGCUAUAUUAGUAAUGAGUAAAAUAUUGAAAUAUAUUUAUUAUAUUGUGUAAUUCAAAAAUAAAAGAGGAUUUUUGAAGCUGGCCUUCUGUGUAAGCUGAUAUAAUAAUAAAAAGGACAUACAGUGUGUGUGAAUUGUUCUUGAAAAGAAUUUUUAACAUAUAUCGAGAUCCAACUUUAUGUUGGUUUUAACAACUAAAUCAGGAAUAUGUCAAACAGAAUGCCAUUGCCAUUAUCCAUGACAUACAGGUGCAUCUUGCUCGAUUAUUUUUACACGAUUUUUAUUCCUGAUUAACGAACGAUGAACGUAUUAAUAUCAAAAAGUAUAUUGGCAAUUAUCUAGUAUACAGUUUUUAUUUUCAUGUAUACAAUAAUUACGAUCUUUUACAUAUAGAGUUUAUAUUAUUAUAUACGAAUGUAUUUGUUGCGAUAUUUUUAACAAUUUGGAAUUGUUUUACUAAUUAUACAUUCACUUUUAUAUUUUUAUGUAUGCCCAGAUAGCCAAGUCUGUUGAAAACAGAUUAUGCCAAGUAUUUGUUAUCAACUAUUGUCAGCAAAAAGAUUACAGAUUUGGCAUAGAAGUUAUUAUCUGCUUGAUUUUUGACACUAAUUUGUCGAUCUAAUCGCCAAUAAUAACUUCUCUAUCAAAUUUGUAGUCUUUUUGAUAGCAGAUAUGAUCGAUCUGCUUUUAAUAAACUUGGCUAUCUGAGUUCAAAUACAUAAAUAGUAUUUUUAAAAGUAUCUUUCAUCUACAUGCGUUUGUAGGUAAACAAAUUUUUUGUCAACUUUGUAAUAAUGGCAUUAACAAUUAUUGUGUAACAAUAAUAUUAAUCAAAUCUUUUUUAUUGAGGUCAUAUUCUAUGAUGAAGUCAUAUACCGUGAUGCAUAAAUUUAUGCAUCAUCAUUAUUUUAUCGAACAGUUUAUAUCAUAAUAUAUAAAAAAGUACUAUAAUAUACUCAACUCUUAUGUAAAUAUGCAAGCGAAAAAAAAAUAUAUAUAUUCAAUUAUAAUUUUAUUAAUUUAUGUUAUAUUGACUAGGUUUGAUGAGAAACCGAUUAUGAUACAAAUUGUUAUUUUGUAAUAAAGGAAUUAUUGUAUUUUCGCACUGAAGAAAUCGGUGAGAUCCAAUUAUUAUUUUGUCAUUUCUGGAAAUAUAAUUUCCGUCGUACGUUCAUCUUUAAUCAUUUUAAUCAGGAAAUCGCUACGUUUAUUUCAUUAUUAAACAAUUUUAUUUUUGCAAUAUAAUUAAUCGUUUGAAUUGUCAUAUAUACAUAUAUUAAAGCAAUAAUAUAAUGUGAUGCAUUAGAACGAUAUUUUUCAGAUUAAUCAUUCGUAACAAUGGAUGUUGUACUGAUUUUGCCUCCUCUGAGUUUGCUCAUUAUAUAGUAAUCAUUAUAAUACAUUUGGAUAUAACCAAAAGAAAAAGAAACAAUUGUUGCGACAAGCUAUCAGCUUAUGUGAUGCAUGUACAGACUAUUGUAUUGUAUUCUAAUGAACACAAAUACACGUGAAAAAGUUUCCUUACAUAA